This is a messenger RNA of Peromyscus leucopus (white-footed mouse), 1502 nucleotides long. It is a transcript of the gene Gnb1l, whose product is annotated as G protein subunit beta 1 like. Bases 227 to 1207 code for a protein of 326 amino acids. NCBI's taxonomy places the organism in Eukaryota, Metazoa, Chordata, Mammalia, Rodentia, Cricetidae. The transcript has 8 exons. The record is from RefSeq and is a predicted model, not a curated record. Gene Ontology annotation, molecular function: protein binding.
CUGCGGGAAGGCGAGCGUGGGGCGUGCGGGGCGCCCGAGCGCACGCCGGAGGGGGGCGUGGCUGGCGAGGCGCUGGGCAAAAUCCUAGGAAGCGGCCGGGACCUCGGCGGCGGGGUGGCUGUGGGAUCCUGGCCUCGGAAGCCCGCCGCCCUGUCCGGUGUCCGCCAGCAGAUCCUCUGGCCCCGGGCGGCCUCGCUUUGCACAUUCUCAGGUCUGCAUCCACCACAUGGCAGGCCCGUUCCCACCACCGCCUGGUCCCAGAUUUGUCCUCCGAGGCACACAGUCACCUGUGAACACGCUGCAUUUCUGCCCAGCCUCCCAAGCCCUGGGGAACCCACUCCUUUUCUCGGGGUCGCAGAGUGGCCUGGUGCACAUCUGGAGCCUGCAGACCAGAAGGAUAGUCGCCACUCUAAAUGGCCACAGGGGCCAGGGUGUGACCUGGCUGAAGACACUGCCCCAGGGGCACCAGCUCCUCAGCCAGGGCCGGGACCUGCGACUGUGCCUGUGGGACUUGGCAGAGGGCAGGAACACCAUCAUGGACGCAGUUCAGUUGGACAGCGUGGGCUUCUGCAAGAGCUCAGUCCUGGCCCGGGGACAGCUAUGCUGGAUGCUUGCUGUGCCUGGGAAGGGCAGCGAUGAGGUUCAGAUUCUGGAGAUGCCAUCCAAGACGUCAGUGUGCACCCUGAAGCCGGAGGCAGAUGCCAAGCCAGGCAUGCCCAUGUGCCUGGGGCUGUGGCAGGCUGACUCCAGUCCCCGCCCUCUCCUUCUGGCUGGCUAUGAGGAUGGAUCGGUAACCCUGUGGGACAUCUCGGAGCGGAAGGUGUGCAGCCGAAUCGCCUGCCAUGAAGAACCUGUCAUGGGCCUUGACUUCGACUCUCAGAAGGCCAAGGGCGUCUCGGGCUCUGCCGGGAAGGUGCUGGCUGUCUGGAGUCUGGACAGCCAACAGUCCCUGCAGGUGAACAAGACUCAGGAACUCACCAAUCCUGGCAUUGCCGAAGUCACCAUCCGGCCAGACCACAAGAUCUUAGCCACGGCAGGCUGGGACCAUCGCAUCCGUGUGUUUCACUGGAGGACAAUGAAGCCUCUGGCUGUUCUGGCCUUCCACAGCGCCUCUGUGUACUGCGUGGCCUUCGCCACCGAUGGCUUGCUUGCUGCGGGGUCCAAGGACCAGCGUAUCAGCAUCUGGUCACUCUACCCCCGCCCGUGACUUGGCUGUCGGACACUGCCGUCUUACUCCAGUCCUGACCUGGCCCUGUGGGAAGUCCGCAGGGGCCUCUGAGGACGGCAGAUGGUGGCCAGAGGUCUGUGGCAGCCACUUUCUUCAUAAGGCUCUGUGUUCCUUUUGUGACCUGUCAUUCAGAUGACAGCACCUGAUGAUAGACACCUGGCCCUGAAGCUUGGUAAGAGGCAUAGCUUGGACCUGGUAGGAUGGCCAGCCUGAACAUGUGACAAUAAAUUUCCCAUUGCCGACCUGAAGGCUCAAGGUGGGAACUGUCCAUGGA